Messenger RNA from Salvelinus fontinalis (brook trout), 7149 nucleotides. It is a transcript of the gene ahdc1, whose product is annotated as AT hook, DNA binding motif, containing 1. The transcript is spliced from 6 exons. Bases 896 to 5956 code for a protein of 1686 amino acids. The record is from RefSeq and is a predicted model, not a curated record. NCBI's taxonomy places the organism in Eukaryota, Metazoa, Chordata, Actinopteri, Salmoniformes, Salmonidae.
CCCAGACUUUUUAUCCGUAGAACCGAGGACAGCUACGGGUCCCUGGAUGGGACUGACAGACAGGCACAUCUGGCGAGAAACGAGAGAGGCGAGAUUGCACUGUGUGUGAGAGAGCGACAGAGAGAGAAAGGGGGAUAUCGCGGAGAGAUAAAAUCGGAAGAAAGAUUUAGUUAUUUCCUUCCUUUUCUCCUAGGAACGUCUGUCCCACCCCUGUCUGCCACGGGAUCGUUACCGCGGGGUUUGAGGAGUGUUCGCGUUCUUGCGUGCAGAAGGGGAUAUACGCCCCCCCCCCUCCGUCAAUUUCCCCUUCUCUUCUUUAUAUUUUAUUUAUCCGUUUCCAGGGUUCUGCUGUUGAUGUAGACCAGCUUGUUUUUAGAGAAACGGUUUUCUGUGGUGGAGCCCUGCACGCAUACACACAGAUGCGCGCGAAGCACGGAGAGGAGACAGACAACGACGUUAACGGUAGGAAUGAACGGAAAAUGCUGUGCGCCAGCAGUGGCAGCUGUGAUAUUACCGAGAACUCAGUGAUCCGCACGACGAGAGAAGAGAAGCCCUGCUGCAGCAACGAGCCUCUCUCGAAGUGAUGGGCAGUCAAGAGCAGCAGCUGAGAAGGAGAGUAGAGUUUAUAGUGUGUGUUAGAGAUGAGUGUGUAGUAUGUGUGCAUUAACUGUACUGACAUACUGACGACCCAAAGAACUGCAGCAGACAGACAGCCGGCCUGGAUAGACUCUACCAGAAUGGUCCCCAACCCUUCAGGAUAUAGGCCUGUGACUUCAGAGGAACACACAUAAACACAGACAAACAGAGAGAGCUCCCUAACCUCUCCGAAGAGGAUCACUGGGGCCCAACACUGACACUCUUACUUUGACAUCAUCAUCGCUGUCGCCCUGGGUGGAUGAGCCGCCUGUCUGGACGCCUGCGGUCGGGGGGAGGGGGGAGGGUGGGGUGCGACGGCAAGGCCGUAGUGGAGGAGCAGGGGUGUGAGGGGGCGCGGGUGGCGUUUGAGGGGGAAAGGGCUGUAGGUGUACAGGAGGAGGUCACAGUGGAACCCAGCGCUGAGGCUGGAGCUCAGGAGACCAUUGAACUUUUACCCUCCCCCUCGCCCCCCUCCCUGUCUAACGGUCUUCACCUGCACAGGAGGCCUGUCCUUGGAACACGCAGACGGAGGCAGAUAGAGACACACACACGCAACGACGCUCCAACACACACACCUGGACAGACCGUCAUAGGCAUGCAGACACACAAGGACAUCCAAAUGCAGACACCCGCAGAGACGUGCAUGGACGCUCACACACACACAAGUGCUCACAGACAAAUGGAUGCUCACACACACUUGGACUCUGCCGGUCCAGAGCAGCCCAGAACUGAUUCAUCACCAGAGACACACACCAGAUCACCUCAGCGACAGGUCAUCCUGCCUCUCAAUCAUUCAGCCUGCACCAAUCAGCAAGCUGCUUUCUCUCCCUGCAGCCCCGCUCCUCCACACUCUGCAAACAGGAACAUGGCCCCAGCCAUUAGCCCUGCCCCUAAUAUUAGUUCAACACCUCUAGAUCUCUCUAAACCCUCAAGAGCUAUUGGUCCAAAUCCUCCAGGCCUUUCUCCUAUCCGUCCAGCUUGUCCAGACCUUUCUACUAUUGGUCCAGGCCCUGUAGACCCCUCCCCUGUACCUGUCGAAGGUGAGAGAAAGUAUGCGCUUCGUAGCUCCGGUCGACCUCGCUUCCCAUGCCAGCUACGCAAGUCUUCCCGCAUCCGCCGAUGCACUGAGGAUGGAGAAAGGAGGGGAGGGAGGGAGAGCGAGAGGGAGGAGGAGGAGAGGGAGGAGGAAGAGGAGAAAGAGAGGGUGAGUGUACAUGUGAAGGUAGAGCGCCCCACAGUGGAGGAGUAUGCAGCCUCCAAGCCUGCAGCCUCCAAGCCUGCAGCCUCCAAGCCUGCAGCCUCCAAGCCUGCAGCCUCCAAGCCUGCAGCCUCACCCGUACCAGUACCUGUAGCACCACUCCCCUCAACACACCCCUCAUCACGCCCCUCCUCUCACUCCGCCCCCCGGCCAUCGCCCAAACCCCAACAUAGAACUUCAACCAAACCCCAACCCAAAUCUUCAACCAAUGCCAAACCAAAAUCCCAACCUAGACCAUCGAUGAAAGCCUCGCCCAAACCUUUGCCCAGAUCAGCAACCAAUCCCAGACCAGCAACCAAUCCCUCGCCUCGUCCAUUGACCAAUACAGUGCCCCGGCCGGCAGUGAAGAAGGAGGAGCCUGGUGAACUAGAUCCCCCCACCAAACGGAAACGCCGGUUUGUUGGUGUGAGGCGUAUCGUGGUGAAGGUAGCUCGUAUCCCAGUUAACCUCAGCCGACGCCAGAAGAGCUACAAGAUUUCCUCCAUGGAGACAGUUGAGAAGGGCGGGGCAGGUGGCGAUGGCGGGUUGGAGGGAGCCGAGGGGGGGACAGCGGUAGUCCGAGAGCCGACUGCACUCCUCCGUAUGAAGAACAACGGGAAGAGCGUGAUGGUCAUGUUCCCGCCUGGAGAACUUCCGGUGAUCCUGAAACGUCGACGUGGCCGACCUCCCAAACAGGUUGUACCUGGAACGCCGGAUAAAACCACCGGUGGGAAUGGCGAGCCCAAGAAACCUCGUCGGCGCCGGCGGGCCAAGCUCCCGUCUCCGCAACCGUCGUACGUGAACGACACCAACGACGUGAAGACGGAGUACGGAGACGUUCUGUCCAAACUGGCAUUCCUCAACCGCCAACCGCCGGCCACCGGCCGCUGCUCCCCACCACGCUGCUGGACACCCAGCGAACCGGACAGCUUUCACACGCCGUCCGACAACCCUGGGAUCUCCGCCCUGCUACACCGACUCACAGGGUUCAGACGCAGGGGAGGCAGGGGGGGAGGUGUUGGAGGCAGGGGAGGAGGAGCAGGGGGAGGAGCAGGAGGAGCCGGCGGAGAGGGCUUCAAGAGCUCCUUCAGUGACUUUUUUGAGACGAUCGGGAAGAAAAGGAAAGUGACCCCCGCUCUCGCAGAACCAGGGUUACUCAAGAAACGAGGGAAGGGUGGGGGAGGCAGGGGAGGAGGGGCUGCAGGGGGGGAGAUGGUGGUUGGGGGUGAGGGGGGGAAGCCGGUUAAGAAACGACGCUCACGCAAGAACGGGGUUCUAAAGGGGGAGGCAGGGGGGCAGCUGCAACAAGACUGGUUUAAUGGGGGAGGUGUCUGGGGGGAGGAAGGGGGAGGCAUGAGGGAGAGAGGGCCAGGAGGGUACCAGGUCUGUGGCUCCCUGAGGGGGGGCUUUCUGUCCUGUGAGGGGGGGAGAGGGAGUGCGUACGGCAGCCCUGGCGGCAGCAGAGGUGGAGAGGAGGCGCAGGGUUUGUUCGCCGGAUAUUUCCGCUCCCUGCUGGACUCUGACAACUCCUCAGACCUCCUGGACAUCUCCUCCCCUCGCCCCGACCCCAGGAAACCUCCUCCCACCCUGGGCUACGACUCUUCCAGCCCUGCCCGCGGCCCAGGCCCUCGCUGGUCCCCAGCUUUCCCCAAACGCAGCCCCAAAGGAGAGCCAAGGGAGAACCCAACACUACAUCAUCCCUCUUCCUCCUCCUCUUCCAGACCUCCUUACAGUUAUAACCUAUCCCAGAACUCCCCCACCUCCUCCUCGUUCCCCAAGUCCACCCCUCCCUCCCUCCCUCCGUCCUGCUCCCCCAGCUCCCCCCAUCCCUCCUCCUCCUCCUAUGGUCACUACACACCUGGCUAUUCCUCCUCCUCUCCUGCAGGGGGCAGCGCAGCGCCACAAAGACCCGCAGACUGCAGCUUCGCAGCCUAUGGGGCAGCCGGGCUGAGUAAGGCCUCCACGGCCACCCCCGUGGGCCAGGGUCAGAUGGGAUAUUCCAGUUUUUCCAAGCGGGGCUAUGGGGGCUACCUUGGGCAGGUUGGACCAUCUUCUCCAGGAAGAGGGGGGUAUAUGGCCAUGGCCAAAAACAGCCCCUUCCCCUCCUCAUCUUCCCCAGAGGGAUACAGACACUACCCCUCCAACCAGAGUAACUACAGGCCGGGCUAUGGUGGCUACCCAGGAGGCUACAGUGACCCAGGCCCCAGCGAGCCCAAAGACAUCCUGGACAUCUCCAACUACACCCCCCAGAAGGCCAAGCGACAACCCUUCCUCGAGAGUCUAUCAGAGUCCUCCUCUGACUCCUCCCACCUAGGGGUCACCGGGUCAGGAGGUGGGGUCAGUGGCGGAGGCUCGGGGUCAGGCUCCGGAGGUGGGGCUUACAGGCAGGGUGGAGGGAGGGAGUCUCUUCCUAUUGGUGGAGAGGGAGGUCAAGGACAGUCCAGCCUAUCAAGUCUGGAGAAGUUGAUGAUGGACUGGCAUGAGAGCGCCUCAGGCCCCUCCUACAACUGGAGCCAGAACGUUCUCUUCCAGGGGCAGGGGAAGCCCAGCCGGGGGCGCAGGAAACGGAAUGCUGCCGAACCCCAAACGGAGAAGGAGGGGGGUGGAGGACCAGGAGCAGGACCAGGGACCACCCCAGACUCUCCCACCAGCCCCCCAAGCCAGACCCAGCCCUCCACCCCAACCCAGGGUUCUGGUGGAAAACGCAGUGGAAUGGGGGGACGGCAGGCCAGGGGGGUAAGAGGAGGCAGAGGAGGGGGGCUGUACCCAUCCCCUGGAGAGCGCCCCCCAGGGGGGAAGAAGGGCAAGGCAGCUGGGGGUGGGGUUGGAGGUGGAGGGAGUGCUGCUCAGGGGGGGUUGUUCCAGGAAGGUCUUGACUACUACAGUGGAGACAGCAGCAGCCUCUCCCCCCUCCCUAACCCCACCUCACAUCUCGGCUACCCCACCGAGCUCUGUGAGUACCCCUCCCCGUGCCCUUACUCCGCCCACCCCUCCACCCCGUCCUCAGAGGAGCACUACACAGCCCUCUUCCCAGGUGAGGCCUCAUCCUCCUCUCUCUCCCCUGGAAUGACUUCCACAUCCUCCUCCUAUCCUCCCAAACUAUCCCCCGCUCCCCAGCCCUACCACCCUCCUCUCACUCCUGCUCCUCCACCCGCCUCCUUCUCCCCUUCCUGCUCACCAUCGCAACGGUUACUGCCACACUGUGGAACAGCGCUAAGCCCCCCCCAUCGUAACCUGGCAACCGUUUCCAAGGACCACUUCCCCUCCCAGUAUGAUUCUCCCAGCUACUGUAGCUCCCCCUAUUGGUACGGAGGGGCAUCGCUCAGCAGCAGCCCCCACGCUAACACACACACCACUACACACACACAUGCUAAUGCACACGGCAACACACAUGUACACGCUAAUGUUAACCCUCACGCUAGCCCUAACAAUCACCCUAACACUCACACUACCGCACACACUAACACACACACACACCCUAACAGCAACCCUCAUGCAAACAUGAGUCCACACACAUCUCAGACAAGCUUGAGCCCACACACACACCCUAACCCCAACUCCAACCCACACACACACACCAACCCCCACAUCAAUACACACCCGCACAUCAACACACACCUUCAUUCAAACCAGAACCAGAACCAGAACCAACAUCCUCAUCCACACCCUCACCCGAACACUUACCCCCACCCCCAUCCCAACACCACACAACACUCCCACCCUAACCUCUCCCCACACACUCACACCCACCCUAACCUCUCCCCCCACUCCCACACUCACCCCCUGCUUUAUGAGGAACGCCCCCCUCACAGCGCAAUGCCCACGCAACCUCACAAACGGGACCUGCCUCCCCACCUCAACUCAGGGCUGCGACCAGCCCCCCUGCAGCUCUCCCCGUACCCCUCCCCCCACCACAAGCCUCCCCUGGCAUCCUCGCCGCAUUCUGAGGACAUGGGUUACCCCCCGUACCCCGGGAUGCACCCCCGCUACCACCCACAGCCCCCGCUUCGAGGAGGAGGAGGGGUGCUCUGUCAGCUACUAGACCCCCCCAGCGAUGACAGCUUCAGUGUCACGAGCUUGUAGCUGCAGGUCCAUUAAAUCUCAACUUUUUUCAGAUUUGUAAACUUUUUUUAAGGAGAGACUUUCAGAGACAAGAUGAUGGAUCAGAAUUUAUCUGCUAACUCUGGACAGUAGAUCUUCAGUUCUCCAGCUAUGACAAUCAAAAGCCAACUGCAACACACACACAAAGGCGCACACACAGACACACAGACACAGCUGGAAAGAGGGAGUGGCCUAGAGAAGCUGUGGGAGGAGUGACAGACGCUGAGGAACAGAGAGGCGGGGCCUAAUGGAAAAGUUCCACCCCCAACGCUAAACACAUUAAUCCCCUAUCCCCGAAACCAUACACCCUUCGCUCUGUGUGUGCUAUAUGAGAGAAGUGGACUACAGCAUCAGCUCUUGAAUUACCAGCAUCUGUACAUAGACUCCAACUCCAGCCACAGACCCAUAACCUCACCACAACAUUGGAACAGUUGAGACAACGUUACUAAUGUUCCAUCAGUGUUUUCUAACGUUCAGGCUUUUAGCCAGGACCACAUACCCACAACCACACCCAGGGGCGGACUGGCAAUCUGACAUUUUGGGCAAAUUCCAGAUGGGCUGGUCCAUUUUAAGCCCAGUGGGCCUAUCUAACUUUUUUCACGCAAAAAGAUCACUAUUUGGCUAAUAAUGGGUGCCUCAAGGGAAAAAAAGGGGCCAGUGUGUGGGCCUUGAGGAAAGAAAUGGGCCUAUGUGUUACAAAUGCCAGGGCCAAUUUCUGGUCCAAGUCCAUCCCUGACCACAGCUGUGCUAAAACAGCUCUACACAACGUUCCAUCAUCGUUUCUCUAAACCUCUGCCAUAGUCUCUGCUCUGAUGGAAGGACUCCAGCAUGGAGACUCUACAUCCUGUGUUUCACUGUUUUUACUAGGAGGGAAGGAGACCCGACACACACUCUGACCCCAAAGAGACUGACGUGUGUUUAUUUGUGUGUGUGUAACCACGCGGAUGGACUUCUGUAUGUAUGUAUGUGUGUGUUUGGGGUCUAAAGGGGUAGAGCUCUACAUCUGAAAUGGUGGAUGGAUGAACAGGGCUUCUCUUCCUUCUUUUACUCUCCUUUUUUCCGUGGUCUUGUGUUGUUUGGUGGUUUUUGUGAUGAACAGUUGUAUAUGUCUGUUAAUGUCAUGAUGUAUCUACAGUGCCAAUAUUUAAAUACACUCUGAUCUGGCCAUUGGUAAA